This is a messenger RNA of Salvia miltiorrhiza (redroot sage), 1140 nucleotides long. RefSeq lists its product as uncharacterized. The coding region runs from base 125 to 967 and encodes 280 amino acids. The record is from RefSeq and is a predicted model, not a curated record. Lineage: Eukaryota; Viridiplantae; Streptophyta; Magnoliopsida; Lamiales; Lamiaceae. The transcript has 2 exons.
AGAGUAUCAAAUUCCUAUCGCCCCCGACCUUUAAAAACCAGCCAACCCCCACUCUCCUCUCUUCUCUCGAACACACACUCAGCCAACAGUUGCCCAAAAUUCCAUUCUCCGAUAAAUAUAACUUAUGUCGACAUCAAGUAAUAUGCUGUCCGUUAAAGUCGUGUUUAUAUCCACGAGCGUUUUAUCAGCUGCAAUCAUGCUAAGCACCACCGAUAUCGCCGUUUACGCACCCUGGAUCUACAAUGGCGUCGUUUCGUGGCUACGACCUCCGUAUCUGUACCUCGUUAUCAACUGCAUCAUCAUCACCAUCGUCGCUUCCUCCAAACUCCAGUUGGCGACCGACGACGUGCCAAUUGCGCCGCCGUUGGACGCCGUGCAGCAGCCUGCUGAAAUCUCUCAACCGGAUUUUCUGAGUCUGGCGGCAGAGUAUAAGUACGAUGGCGCCGAGAAAGGAUUGGAGUCUGACGCGCUCGAUUCAGGAGGCAGCAACGAGAGUGAAAAUUCGAUUUCCAGCGGCGCUGAUGCCGCGGACGAUGAUGCGAUGUGCAAUAAGGAGAACGAGUGCGUCGUGGUGGCUACUGCCGCCGAGAAUAAUGAUGCGACGGAUUUCGUUAAGCCGCCGGCUUCUGCUAGGUUCAGUCAUCGGAGAAAUUUCAAAUCCAGCCCCGAAGGUGGCAGAAGAGUGCUGGGAGUGUCGAAAUGGAAGAAGCAAGACACACUGGAGAACACAUGGAAGACAAUAAGAGAGGGGCGGUUGAAGAAAUCGGAGACGUGGGAGCGCCACAAUCCCCCGCCGGCAUUCAAGACGAUGACCAAAGCAGAAACCUUCAAGGAGCGCUCAGAGCCAUCGCUGAGCCAGGACGAGCUCAACAGGCGGGUCGAGGCCUUCAUCACCAAGUUCAAUGAGGAUAUGAGGCUGCAGCGCCAGGACUCCCUUAACCACUAUACGGAAAUCAUCAAACGAUAGUAUCCUUCUAUCGGAAUGCAAGAUGCUUUCUUUUUUAUUGUUUUGUUUCUUACCUAACAGAGUGGAAAAUGGGGUUGUAGUUUGAAGUUUUUUUUGUUUGUUUUCUCUUGUUGUAAUAGUUAUAAUUAUCGUGUGAUGAUUGUUUUUUACAAAAGCUAUUUUUUUAAGAAAAA